UGGCUCAGGCAAAACAAUAGAGUAUCAUGGUCAAGCAGGUGUGCUGAUUGACCAGAAUGGGAAAGCUCACCAAAAUGACCUGUGGAUGAGUCGUGACGCAAACCUGAUCAACAUCAAGCUUGAGUGUGUCAAGGUCAGAGCGAGAUUAAUAUUAUGUGCACUACUUGUUAUUGGUAACACAUACACUACUAAUUAUUUUAUGAAGAAUUCAUUGUUAAAAUUGAAUCUUUAUUGUAUUCUAGGGCACUAAUCAUAAUAUAUAAAAUGUUGGACCUAUCAGUGUUAACUAUUUUCUUGAUCAAGCAUCACAUUUAUUACAUAUGAUUUGUAAUGUAGUACACUAUUUUCCAGUGCUUGAACUUUGCUUGACCUUAAUUAGAUCCCUAGCAGACGUCAGGGCUUGUUGCGGGGGUGGCCUAUUCGUUUGAUGUAUCUUGCUUACCACCGCCUUUCCAAUUAAACAUGGUUAGGAUUUCUCCUAGUAUUUUGUAGAAUGUUUGCGAUUGUUCUAGAAAUGUAAACAAAUGCUGAGUAGCUUCUGGAAGUCAGGGCUUACGCGUCGGUAGACCCCUAUAUAUAAAGGGAUUGACAGGCAUAUUGGGACGAGAGAUUCAGAUAGAUAUAUUUGAACUUCACGAGACGUGUAUCAUUCUUUGUGUACUUAUGUGUUUAUUCGCUUUCGUCACUGUACAUUAUUAAUUGGCACAUUGUACUAACUGUCUUAACUGUGUACCGGUACAAGAUCUACCAUACUGUAAGUUGAUGAUUUGUAAUGAUAUUUCUUUUGUUUUUGUAAUCGUAUUAUUAUUAAAUUAAAUGUUAUUAAUUGUAAUUGGUACUAUUUUGGGUGUCGUAAUUUUAAUAUUGUAUUUAUCUAUGGUAUCGUCCUUUGUUAGGCCCUGUUUGAACGAGUCAUAAAUUUAUAUAGGAGAUUAAUUUCUCAUAAGAGAAGCCAGUGCGUAACAUAAUUUCUUUCAUUAAAUUUUCAUACUUGAUCAUUUUUGAGUCAAUUUAGAGUGCUGGACAUGAAAGUUCAACAAAUAUUUAAUUUAUAGCUUGGACAGCGUGUGAGGGUUGUAAUAUUCUUGAAAGGCCUGGAAUGUCUGAGUGAAGAGGUUGAUGGAUGGCACAUGAAACUGGACCUCAACUCUGAGAAACCUGGAACAUACAUUAUACAUACUCCUGGCAUUAAGGUGAGAACAUACAACAUACAUGCACCUGGCAUUAAGGUGAGAAUGAUACAUGCACCUGGCAUUAAGGUGAGAACAUACAACAUACAUUCACCUGGCAUUAAGGUGAGAACAUACAUCAUGCAUACACCUGGCAUUCAAACCAUACAUAAGGCAUUUAAGGCAGUAAGGAUCAGGAAAAAAAUAAUUUUUAUGUUAUGAAACUUACUAAACUAAUGUAUGUUAUGUUUAAUAUUACAUAUUUAUCAGAUGAAUCUUAAUAAUAUAUGUGAAUAAUUUAUUUGAAUACCAGCAUAGAUGUCAAUAGCUAACAUGUAGCCAUACUCUGAAUAUCAUUUUAGAAUUUCAAGAUUUGUAAUUCCCAUAUAAGAUACUUUAUGUGCCAUUACUCAUUUUUUUUUUUAAAAGGAUUUUUUGAAUGUGUAAACAGGAUUUAUGCAUCAUUUACUGCUGGGUGAUAUUUGUAAUUUUUUUUUUUAACAUUUCAUGUAGUAUGUCAGUCAAAAGUAUCUGGAGCACUGUCACUGACAGACAUCUCGUGAUAGCAAAUUUGAAAAUCUGCUUUUUUUUAAUUUAGAAAAAAUAAUGUCCCAAUUUGAAAAAAAAAUCAUUUAAUAAUUUAGGAAGCUUGGCAACUCCAAGACAACAAAUUUAAUGUUGGAUCAAUUUUGGAAGUAGCAGAAGAUGGAAACACAUCUCAUCCUGCUGUUAUAUUGGAGAAAUCGGAUCAAGGCUACCUCAAAUUAGGUCAGAAACUAACUUAAAGCAGGGAUCAGUAGCAGAGGCUUUAUUAGUAGAGAUUGUAUUAGCAGAGGUUUUAUUAGUAGAGAUUGUAUUAGCAGAGGUUUUAUUAGUAGAGAUUGUAUUAGCAGAGGUUUUAUUAGUAGAGAUUGUAUUAGCAGAUGUUUUAUUUGUAGAGAUUGUAUUAGCAGAGGUUUUAUUUGUAGAGAUUGUAUUAGCAGAUGUUUGAUAAGUAGAGAUUGUAUUAGCAGAGGUUUUAUUAGUAGAGAUUGUAUUAGCAGAGGUUUUAUUAGUAGAAUUUUCAGAUUUUUUAUUUAAUAAUUAUAGGGGAUUUAAUUAUUGCUCUUUCUAAAAAUAAUUUUACAAAUAAUAGGUGUAAAAGAUAUGGAAAUUAUCUAGAUGCCAUAUUGUUCGUAGAGAAAAGCUGAAAUUAAUGUGUUAAAAUGUGUGGGCUGACACAGCAUUUUGUGGAAUUAAUUUUUUUUACAAAAUUCCCCUGAGAGAAAUUACUUUUAAUUUUUUGUUAAUGAUAGGUUUUUAUUUGUUUUACUCAAUAUUUUACUGUUUGAAAAUUCAAAUAACCAAUUACAGCAUAAUUUCUGAAAGAAAGCUUAAGUUUGCCAUUAGUUUGAAAUGACAUGUUUUGAAAUGACAAGUUUUUAAAUGAACUUUCUUUAAAUCUAACAUUUUACUGCAUCUCCUCUCAAUUGAAGAUUUUAAUGUGUCUGUUUCUUUUUUAAGAAAUCAAUGGCCAGCAGAGGCAGUAUGUCUUCACCAGCCCCCAACUGAUGCCUGUUGGUACAACUCAAGCUUUGGG
Molecule: messenger RNA, 2748 nt
Organism: Lymnaea stagnalis (great pond snail)
Lineage: Eukaryota; Metazoa; Mollusca; Gastropoda; Lymnaeidae
Source: the annotation of a GenBank genome assembly